This is a messenger RNA of Musca domestica (house fly), 1609 nucleotides long. RefSeq names its product salivary glue protein Sgs-3. The coding region runs from base 203 to 1465 and encodes 420 amino acids. Lineage: Eukaryota; Metazoa; Arthropoda; Insecta; Diptera; Muscidae. The transcript is spliced from 3 exons. The record is from RefSeq and is a predicted model, not a curated record.
AACAAACAUUUAAUUGUUAGUAACAAUUUAUAAGUGCUGGCACAACGAUCGACUGAUAUUGUUUUUAUUUCUCGGCAAAGCCAUUUCGUAGCGCGGUAAAAGAAUUCGAAACGGAGAAAUAGAUUUUGGUCGUGUCGCACUAACCAACCAUCCACUCACCCAUCCACCCACAAGACGUUAAACGGUUUAAGGCUGAGUGAAAAUGAAAUUUUUGGCGGUGCUAUUUUUUGUGGCAAUUUUUGCCAACAGCAAAGUUGUUGGCGAGUCAUUGCAUUGCUACACCUGUGACGGAGAUGAUUGCAACAGUUUGGAUACAAUGGAACCUGAAUUAUGCUACGAUAGCGGUGAAGAUUCGACUCCGACACCAACAACAACAUUGGAGCCAACAACCGAAAAACCAGAGGAAACAUCAACGCCGGCGGGUACAGACAGCACCACACAAACUCCCGGGGAAACGACAACGACAGUAGGUUCAGAAACCACAACUCAAGUUCCGGGGGAAACAACAACGCCAGCGGGUACAGAAACUACAACGACGUCAGCUGGUACAGAAACCACAACUCAAGCUCCGGGAGAAACCACAACUCAAGGUCCCGGAGAAACAUCAACGCCGGCGGGUACGGAAAGUACAACUCAAGGUCCAGGAGAGACGACCACCACAUCCACUUCAGAAUCCACAACUCAGGGUCCAGGAGAGACGACCACCACAUCCACUUCAGAAUCCACAACUCAAGCUCCAGGAGAAACCAUCACCCCACCCGGUUCAGAAACCACAACCCAAACUUCCGGAGAAACAUCAACACCAGGAGCUCAAGAAACUUCAACUAAAUCAACUGAAGAAACCACAACGACGCCACCAGAUACCGAAACCACAAAGCCUACAGAAACCACAACUCUAACAACCGAGGGAACAUCACCCAGUUCAACAACUCCAGAAACCACAACUCCAGCACCCGAAGCAACGUCACCCAGUUCAACAGCUCCAGAAACAACAACAACAACUCUUGGUACUGAAGACACAGGUACCACAACGAAACCAUCAGAAGCUCCUGGAACGACAGAAAAACCUAUUGAGACCACACAACCUGCAAACGCCCCAGAAACUACAGUCAAAGCGCCAGAAGAACCAGCUCAGACUAAAACUCAAUCAGGCGCAGCAAUUUUGCUUAGAAAUUACCGGGCACUUUCGCGCAGCCGACGUAUGACGGCACCAGAUGGUACCGGAUACGCUUGCUACACUGUGGAAUAUAAAGAAGGCGACUCUGCACCCAAAAAGAAGAAGGGCUGCGUCAAAAUCCCCGUCGACCAGGGAGCCUGUGAUGCCAUAAAGAGCAACGCUGGCGAUGGCGUCGAAAUCGAAAGUUGCCAAAUUUGCAUGAGCGACAAAUGCAACUCCAGCGCCUCUAUUCAGCUAUCCAUUGUUGCCAUGGUCCUUGUCAUGGUACUGCGACAAAUUCUGAUGUGAACUCCAUGAGAAUGAAUAUAGUUUGUAUGAAUUGCCAUUCCGCCGAAUGUGCCGAAUGUUUGUUUGUAAAUAUAUAUGUUUAACCAAAUCUGUGUGUAGAAAUGUAAGAAAGACGAGAAAGAAUUAAAAAAAGGAUAAUUUUAG